Molecule: messenger RNA, 3124 nt
Organism: Oncorhynchus masou masou (cherry salmon)
Lineage: Eukaryota; Metazoa; Chordata; Actinopteri; Salmoniformes; Salmonidae
Exons: 9
Coding region: 250-2250 (666 amino acids)
Biological process (GO): response to interleukin-1; multinuclear osteoclast differentiation; lymph node development
Cellular component (GO): external side of plasma membrane
Molecular function (GO): tumor necrosis factor receptor activity; cytokine binding
Source: RefSeq, a predicted model, not a curated record
UGCUCAGACAAGAGGCUGCUCACUCCAGAGUGCGUUGGUGAGGAGAGAGGAGAGCAGAGCGUGCUUUACCGGGAAUGCUGAGCGAGAAUGACAUAUGGGUCUGGAGGCUCCUUGCUGUACCCCCAAAGAUCCCCAGCCUUACAGACAAACCACACUGAUUCCUUUGAAUGUCGACAAUAUCCAUCAUCCUAAAUCUGUACACGACAACUGGAUUUCUUCUAUUUUCUGGUGUGUGAAUAAUCGGGAGAGAUGAGAGUUCACUUCUCCACCAGUUGGAUAUUUCAAGGCUGGAUCAUCCAUCUGGUUCUCACUCUGUGUGCACAGAGAGCCCUGUCUAGACCCACCUGUUCCCAGCAGCAGUACCUCAAAGAAAAGAGAUGUUGCAGCAGGUGUGAACCAGGGUCCUAUGUGUUUGCAGAGUGUGCUGGGUACUCUGACACAAAGUGUCGUCCGUGUGGCAGUGAUGAGUACCAGCCUGACUGGACCAACGAGACCAAGUGUCUGCCUCAGAAGUUCUGUGACACAGGUAAGGGCUUUAACCGUGUGAGGCCCAGUAACCGCCUGGCUGCAGUACCCUGUCAGUGUAAACCUGGUUUACAGUGUUCUCCCAUCAACUGUGAGUUCUGUGAGAAGAUUCCUACCUGUGGACCAGGAUAUGGACUGGAGACUGACACUGAGUCGGGCAGGAGAACUUGUGUUGCGUGCAAGAGAGGACAUUUCUCUCCCAACACCUCUAUGGAACCAUGCAGUCUGUGGACCAAUUGUAACAGUCUGGGGAAGAGUGACAAGCAGACUGGGAGCGACCAGACUGAUGCUGUAUGUGGACCCCAUCUCUCUGGUGCCUCUACCUCCUGGGUCCUACUGUGGGUUCUGUCAGUCAUCACUGUCCUUUGUCUCCUCAUCCUCCUGCUCUUCUGCUACAAGGAAAAACUUCGACUACUCUCAGUGAAUUUACGAUCAUGUGUCCAGAAUCUGAAAAGGACCAGGAUACAGCAGGAGACUCUGGCCCCUCUCUACCACAGUGGCGUCGUGGGAGGGGGACUAGAGGGUCAGAGCGGCACUCUGCGUGAGACAACUUGUCUUAUUGGCCUGGCUCACAGCCCCUCAGAAACCCCACACACCUGUCCUACAGCUACACCUGGUGACCGGGUCAAACUGCCACCCACCAAAGAGAUGGAGGAGGAAAGGAGGGAGGAGGAGGAUGAGGGGGUGGGGAGUGAGGGGUCGGGGGAGGCAGAGGAGGUUUCUGAGGAUGGUGUGUGUGAGGUUGUACCAGAGGAUGUGUGUGUGUCUCCACUGUGGGCUGGCUCCUGUGUGUGUGUGUUGUCUGUCAGGGAACCAUUAGAGGUAGGGGAUAAUGAAGACUGUAGCCAGGCUGUCAACCCUGGAACCCUCGGAACCUGCUCCUGUGGAGGAGAGGGGGAGAGCAAGGGGGGAGAGAAGGAUGAAAGGAAAUAUGGAGGGAGGGAGAGGGCCAAGGUGGUAGAGGGUCUGCAAGUGAAGAGCUCUGAGAGGAGCAGCCAUACCUUCUCCCCCUUCUCCCUCUCUCCCACCUCCUCCUCUCUCUCCCCCGCUGACCAUUCAUGUGACCUCUACCCGCCGCUGACCCAAGUCAGGUCAGAGGUCAAAGGUCAGUUUAUUGACAGCUCACAGGGGAAAGGGGAGGAGCUAUACAGACUGAGCACAAGCUCCACCCUCACCACAAAAGCCACGCCCCCUUUGACCUCCGCAAUAUCUCCUUACCCCUCGGUGACCUCUGUAACUGUGGGGGACCGGCAGUCCGAGCUGACCUCUGAAGCCUCCAGCAGUGAGCAAAACCAGGGACUUUCUUGGAGGGACAUUGGGGGAAACAAGCUCUCGUCUGUGGGCUCGGAGCUGGAUUGUGCCCCUGAGAGCCUCCAGAGUCAACUCACGGAACCAGCACUCACCUCAGGUCAGGUGACGGGGAACAACAACACCACCUUCAUCUCUAGUGGUCAGGUGAUGAACUUCAAUGCUGACGUCAUCGUCGUCUAUGUCAGCCAGACGUCUCUAGGCAACGAGGGGGAGGGGCCAGACGAUGCGUUCGGAAGCCCCGUCCAGGAACAGGCCAAUGAGAGAGCUCCGAUGUUCCAGAGUUCCAUCUCCUCCAAAAGUGUCAGCCAUUCGUCAGUGGCGUCCUCAGUAAACUCCAUUACCCAUAACCCCCUACGGCAGGAGGACAACCUGUCGGUUCAGGAAGUGACUGAUCAGUGGCCGAGGGAGAAUUGAAUUGAAAAUGGUGGAUAGUGUACCAUUAAACCACGAGAGGAGCGAAGCCUGUCCAAAACCUACUGCUACGACCUACUCCAAACAAUCGUCCACGGUCUUCCUGGGUAGGUGUUAAGUAUUGGAACUGGGCCAUAGACUUGGAACCUGGAGGACUGUGAUCCUCAUCUGCCCUUGUGGUUGUUUCUCAGUAGUCUCAUGUAGAGCUUUGGCGGUCAUGAAAUUUUGUCAGCUGGUGAUUGUCAAGCAAAUAACUGCCUGUCUCACGGUAAUUGACUGUUAAUUAACAUAAACACAUACAGCAUCUCCUGGCUUCCACUUCCUUCAAGACACUGAUGCAGACCUUUACAAAUGGAAUAAAUCCAUGUAAUAUAGCCUAAACCAUCACAGUAAAUCCAGUAUUUAUUUUUGAGUGUUCUAAAGAAACAUGAUAUGAAGAAAAUGUAGACUAUUUCAGAAGAACAGAAUAGCAUAGUCUGAGUUGUCCUUAUGUUAGGUCCUGAUCUGGCUGUGCCAUAUGUCUGUGGGCUACACUGGUUCAUUUAGCAGACAAGAUUUGUUUAGAAUCCGUGGCAUCAUUUUAUAUUUUAUAAUAUGAAGAAUAUAAUUGAACAAUGGGCUAAUGGAACAAAGCUGAAUAAUAAUAACAUGGUGCUAUUCUGUGUUGAGAGGUUAACAAAGAAUCAGGUACAGUACUCUCAUAUGCUUCAUUUAGAGUUAUUUGUGUAACUUUAGUUGUGAUACAAAUGUUGGGCUAUAUGUAUUGAUUUCUUAUACAUUUUACGGCUGCAUGAUGCGACUCUAAUGAUGAUUUGAAAAAAAGUUGCAUUAAAGGCAUGAGCUCUGCUUUGUUUUUCUGUGCAGGAUGUACACACUU